GAGAGAAAAGUCUUCACAGAGGAAGAAGAAAUCACUCUUUUGUUCUGAAUCAGUGGGUGGAGGCCAAACCCUUCAGCAAGAAGAGGAGCAACUUCAGUCGUGUAUGCAAAUGGAUAACCAGUUGCCUCCCAAAAAAGUUCCAGGUUUCUGUUCCUUUCGCUAUGGAUUGUCUUUCCUUGUGCACUGUUGUAAUGUUAUAACAGCAGCACAGCGCACAUGCCUGAACCUCACAAUGGUAGUCAUGGUGAAUAGCACAGAUCCACAUGGUUUGCUCAACACCUCCACAAAGAAGCUCCUGGAUAAUAUAAAGAACCCUGUGUAUAACUGGAGCCCAGAUAUCCAGGGACUUAUCUUGAGUUCCACCUUCUAUGGUUUCGUCAUCAUCCAAGUUCCUGUUGGAUACUUCUCUGGAAUAUAUUCUACGAAGAAAAUGAUUGGCUUUGCAUUAUGCCUCAGCUCUGUGUUAAGCCUACUCAUCCCACCAGCAGCUGGAAUUGGAGUAGCUUGGGUCAUUGUAUGUCGAGCAGUUCAGGGAGUAGCCCAGGGGAUAGUUGGAACAGCCCAGUUUGAAAUACAUGUCAAAUGGGCUCCUCCCCUGGAACGAGGCCGACUUACUUCUAUAAGUACAUCAGGGUUUUUGCUGGGACCCUUUAUUGUCCUACUUGUGACUGGAGUAAUCUGUGAAUCUCUGGGCUGGCCCAUGGUCUUCUAUAUUUUUGGUGCUUGUGGCUGUGCUCUAUGUCUUCUCUGGUUCAUUCUGUUUUAUGAUGACCCCAAGGACCACCCAUGUAUAAGCAUCAGUGAAAAGGAAUACAUCACAUCCUCCCUGGUCCAGCAGGUCAGUUCAAGUAGACAAUCUCUGCCUAUCAAGGCUAUGCUUAAAUCGCUUCCAGUCUGGGCUGUUUCCAUUGGUACUUUUACUUUUUUCUGGUCACAUAUCAUCACGACACUAUACACGCCACUGUUUAUCAACUCCACGCUUCAUGUUAAUAUAAAAGAGAAUGGGUUUCUGUCUUCCCUUCCCUAUUUGUUUGGUUGGAUCUGUGGUAUCCUAGUAGGUCAGUUAUCAGACUUCUUCCUGACCAGGAAUAUUCUCAGCGUAAUUGCUGUCCGGAAACUCUUCACAGCAGCAGGAUUUCUCCUUCCUGCAAUCUUUGGUGUAUGCCUGCCUUACCUGAGUUCCAGCUUCUACGGCAUUGUCAUUUUCCUAAUACUUGCUGGUGCAACAGGCAGCUUUUGCUUGGGUGGAGUACUUAUAAAUGGCUUGGAUAUCGCUCCCAGAUAUUUUGGAUUUAUUAAAGCAUGUUCAACUUUAAGUGGAAUGCUAGGAGGACUGAUUGCUUCCACUUUGACUGGAUUGAUCCUUAGGCAGGAUCCAGAAUCUGCCUGGUUUAAAACCUUCAUCUUGAUGGCAGCCAUUAAUGUGACUGGCCUAAUUUUCUACCUUAUAGUUGCUAAAGCAGAAAUUCAGGACUGGGCUAAAGAAAGACAACACACACGUCUCUGAAGUGUGAAACAGAGCACUUGCAGAGCCUGCGACAACUUCCUUAUUGAAGGGAAGAAGGACCAGCACACAAGGCUAAGGCUGAGGGGCAGUCACUAGCACCAGGAAGAAGGUGGUAGGAAGAGUCCUAGGGGCCGUUUUUACCCUCCCACAUACCCUGUGUGCAUCGUUUUUUAACAUGUAUUGUUUGUAACAUGUAAUAUAUCUGAAUUUUAAAUGGGGGUGGUGAUUUAUCUCAGUCUUCCUCUCUGCAUCAGUUGCUUUAUAAAUGAUUGUUAAACCAAUAAACACACACAAGAUAAAAUUUUAUUCUAAGGCUUCAUGAAA
Messenger RNA from Piliocolobus tephrosceles (Ugandan red Colobus), 1831 nucleotides. RefSeq names its product solute carrier family 17 member 1 (gene SLC17A1). The coding region runs from base 104 to 1507 and encodes 467 amino acids. Gene Ontology annotation, biological process: urate transport; phosphate ion transmembrane transport; sodium-dependent phosphate transport. The record is from RefSeq and is a predicted model, not a curated record. Lineage: Eukaryota; Metazoa; Chordata; Mammalia; Primates; Cercopithecidae. The transcript is spliced from 13 exons. Gene Ontology annotation, molecular function: phosphate transmembrane transporter activity. Gene Ontology annotation, cellular component: apical plasma membrane.